AUGACAGAUUUUCUGGAAUUUGAAAUUUGCUUUUUUUACAUUUUUGUUGUAAAACCAUUUUUAACAACGUUAUACCUCAUUAUGUAUGAUAUCAAUUCUAUUUUCUCUAAAUCAGUAAGGAAUCAAAACAAUCUGUCACUAAGGUCUGAAAUUCCUUAUUUGGGUUAUUUGGUGGCUUUUAGAAUGACUCAAAAUAUUCUUGUAUCGAUUGCAGGAAGUCGUGCUACUGGAGUCUACGAUACUGGAUUGAAAAUUAAAGAAGGCUUGAAGAGGCUAUUCCCACAUGAUAUUAAGGUUUUGGAUUUGGAUUCCAUGACCAAUGAUGGUGAACGAGCCUACAAUGCUAAAGACUACGAUUUUGUAAAGAUCCAACAAAGCACUAAAACCUCGAACAAGAAGCUCCAAAUCGUACUUCUAUGUGGUUGCUACGCUCUAUAUGACAAGGACAUUAACCAAUCUUCAAACUUGAAGGUUUUCUUGGAUGCAGAGGGAGACAAAAGGCUGAUAAAGUUAAUCCAAAACAAGAAAGUUAAAACUGGCUCGGAAUUAGCUACCACCAUCUCCGAAUACCUCGACUUCCUGAGGCCAGAAUAUCAUAGUUAUAUCGAACCUACCAGGGCAUUCGCCGAUCUUAUUAUCCCGGCUGCCAACGAGGCCAUAGGCACGGCUAUUAUUAUAGAUGGAAUAGUGAAAGUUGUCGAAGAGCUGCAAGGCGGUGGCGUUACCCAUGGAAAGAAGUUGUUUCCGCACUUAGACUUCCAAAUGGAAAGAAUGGAUGUUGAGAAGGGGAGAUACUACGAUCUAAGUUGA
Molecule: messenger RNA, 810 nt
Organism: Eremothecium cymbalariae DBVPG#7215
Lineage: Eukaryota; Fungi; Ascomycota; Saccharomycetes; Saccharomycetales; Saccharomycetaceae
Gene: DAS2
Product: putative uridine kinase DAS2
Exons: 1
Coding region: 1-810 (269 amino acids)
Molecular function (GO): kinase activity; ATP binding
Source: RefSeq, a predicted model, not a curated record